Molecule: messenger RNA, 3783 nt
Organism: Amyelois transitella
Lineage: Eukaryota; Metazoa; Arthropoda; Insecta; Lepidoptera; Pyralidae
Product: band 4.1-like protein 4
Exons: 21
Coding region: 345-3038 (897 amino acids)
Cellular component (GO): cytoskeleton
Source: RefSeq, a predicted model, not a curated record
UGCACUGCCACAGGGACAGGUGUCUCGACGACGCCCCCGCGGUUAACUUGCAACUCGCGAAACACCCUUGUUUAUAACACUUGUUGUGCUCACAACGCGUAUUUAACUUACGAAACUUGAGUUAAAACUAGUUUAAAACAUGAUUAUGUGAACUCGGAAGUGACGUGAAGUGAUUUAAAAAAUACCGGCUUUGACAGUCAUGUUGUCAAGUACGAUUUAAGUGCAGAAUAAUCUUUACUUAUGAUGUACACAAAUCCCGCACGGAUUUCACUUGCCUUGACUUUACGUGAGACGUACUAGCUGAAUUUUCUACUUAAAAGGUCUGGGGAGCGCCGCUGGGCAUUAUGUUGGAAUGCCUGUGCCCCGCGCCGCGCACGCUGGCCUGCCGCGUGGUGUUGCUGGACGAGCGAGAGCUACUGCAUGAAAUUCAGGACAACAACACUGGGCAGGCGUUGCUGGACGUCGUGUUCAGACAUCUGGACCUUCUGGAAACGGCGUAUUUCGGUCUGCGAUAUGUGGACCAGGAUAACCAAACUCAUUGGCUGGAUGCUGGCAAGAGACUGCGGCGGCAGCUUCGUGGCUCCGACCCUCACACCUUCUACUUUGGAGUCAAAUUCUACGCCGCUGAUCCUUGUAAACUAUUGGAGGAGAUCACAAGAUACCAGCUGUUCCUGCAGUUGAAACAAGACGUGCUCCGAGGCCGGCUGCCCGUUGGCUUCGAUCUUGGUGCUGAGUUAGCAGCGUUCGUUUUGCAAUCGGAGUUGGGGGACUAUGACCCGCGUCGGCACGCACCGGGCUACGUGGCGGAGUUUCGUCUGCUCUCCCACCAAACGCCAGAGCUGGAGACACGCGCUGCUGACAUACACCGCACUCUCACGGGUAUAUCUCCAGCGCAAGCCGAGUUGAGCUAUCUCGAUAAAGUGAAAUGGCUUGACAUGUAUGGCGUUGAUCUUCAUCCUGUCCUGGGUGAAGAUAAUGUAGAAUAUUUCCUCGGGCUGGCGCCGAGCGGUCUUUUGCUGUUACGAGGCAAACAUACAGUUGCCAACUACUACUGGCCCCGAGUCUCCAAACUUUACUACAAGGGGCGGUACUUCAUGCUUCGCGUAGCGGAUAAAAAUAAUGACGCGUCAACGUACGGCUUCGAAUCACCGACACGGGCCGCGUGUCGUCAUCUCUGGCGAUGCUGCUCCGACCACCAUGCGUUCUUCAGGCUGCAGCAGACCUCCCCGGCCUCCGCAGAUAUCUUUGCCUUGGGCACACGGUUGAGAAAUAGUGGUCGAGGGACACGACCGCGGCCGCCGCCCGUGUUCACUCGCACGCCGUCUCGACGCAUCUCUCGACCCUCACACGUCUCGCACUCCUUAACAUUGCAUGACGUGCCUAAACUUGAAGACUUGAGAAUAAAAGACUGCCCUCCAGAAAUGAAACAACCUACCUCAGUGCACAGGCCUAAUUCAAUAAGCGGCGAAAUGUCGGGUCCCCCGCCGAAUACUGCCCCACAUGGCGGGUCUCCCCGUUCGACGCGGUCAGCCCCAACUCGGCGGGGGCUGUACUCCGCGUCCCCCACAGCCACCAGACCGCCACCAGCGCCGAGACAUCGAUCCGCCUCCGUUGACUCACAGAGUUCCAAUGACUCAAGAACCAAUAGGAAGCACAAACAUCGGUCGAGGCGACAGCAAUCCGAUGCGGAAAGCGAGUUGUCCCGAGGCUCUGGCAGGUCUGGUCGCAAGCACCGCAGACAUCGCUCUCGACACAAGCACGAAUCGGGCUCCGAAAGAGACGACUUACAACCUGAUCCCAAAGAGUACGAGCUAAUAGAAUCAGAAUCACAGUGGAAAGAAGUUUUAAGGCAGACAAAUGCUGGUGGUGUAGUUCAGGUUGCAAGUGUACGUCGGUCUCAAAUGGAACCGGAGACAGGAACACAUAGGUCAUCACAUAGGCACAGAAGGCACAGAAAACAUCGGUCUCGAUCUGGGUCGCCAAAUGACAAGAAGUGGCUACCCAAUGAACUGAAACAGCAUUUAGAAUUUUCUUUAGUUGACACGACGGGUAUGACUGAAGAACAACUCAAAGAAAUUCCUUACACAGUGGUCCAGACUAGUCAUGCUCGGCAAACUAAAUUAAGGACAUCUUCAAAACACAGGCAAACGGAACAUGGAUCGUUAGCAAGACGAGACAAAAGUGCCUCGUCACACGGCAAGAACCAUGACAGUCAUAAUCAAGGGUCUCUCCGGUCCAUCACCAGUACCCUAAGCUCACACAGAACAAGCAGUGAGAAACACGGCAGACGUGUGUAUCCUAGUUACGAUGAUACGGUUAAUAGGAAUGGAGAUGAUUUCCUCACGAACAAUGGUUACAAAGGCAAUGUGACCCCAGUGUCGAAUAACAACAACCCAUAUAGCCCCGUGACCAACAGCAAUAGCAACAGUUCCAGUGGCGAAUUGAUAUCAGGCAGCGCGAGAGUUUCACACGAACAUACUGACUCGGGGCUUGGCGCAGAUCAGGAUUAUGCGUAUUCGUCAGAGAGAUCGAGCGACAGUGCGAAAUGCGGUGCGGGGGGAUCGACAGCGCCAGUGAGUAGGCAGUGGUCUAUCGCGGGCGGAGCGGGCAGCGUGGAGGCGCGAGGGCUGCGCGGGGGGCGGGAAGCGCGCGAGCGUUCGCUGCGGGACGCUCGCGCCGGCGCGCUCGCUCGGCGUCCGCCCGCUGCGCCGGCGCGGGUCUCGGGUUCGCAACGCUCGCUGCUGUCGGUGGCCAGCGACAGCGCCACGGCGCGACGCCCGCGCGACCUCGCCCCUCGUGGCUACCUCCACCCCGCAGACGGGGGCUUUUCUCUCUUCAGACAUGCUAGCAACAACAACAUUUUGGUGGGCGAGACCGGUUCGCUGGCCAGGCGAUACGCGCGGCCGACGCGGGAGUCGCGGGACUACAAUGCGAACCUGGCGCGAACGCAUUCGCGAGUCGCCCAUGUUCGCCACGACAACACUCUCGACAUUAUCCUUAAACCUCUCAUAGAAAGCACGCAGCUGCAGAGCAACUGAACGUAGAAAAAGAAAGUACUCAAGUCAGUACGGAAGCAACCUAUAAGUCAUCUGUCGGUGCAAAUAGCAGCAAGCCCCCUGGCGCCGCAGAAAUGAGCACAGAACUAUGAAUCACAUCCACUCCUUGAAUUUUUUUGUAAGUUUGUAAUUGUUUUAACUUAUUGUUGUAACUUAAUAUUCAUUGAGGGUAUGUUAAAACAAAUUUCUAGACUGGAAUAGCAGUACUAUAUUGUCUUGAUUUUGUAAUAUUUUUAUAUAGCCUAAAUUUCAUGGUAAGUAAUGAAAUGAAUACUCACCAAAAAUAAACCGAUUUGCUCGGUAAUCACUCGAAUGGAAUGUAUGAGACCAAGCGAAAAGGAAAGGUAAUGUUAUAAUGUGAUGGGGGAAAGAUAUUGCCGAAUACUAUGGAUGCCGGGAUUACGUGGAUAUGUUGAAAAAAUAUUAUGGGGGAGAUUUAUGCGAGCGUACGUAGGUAAGAAAGGUAUGUUAGUGGCGGAAAAUCUAUGGUUUCCUUCACGGGUAUAAGCGGUUGCGUUGUGAAACUAGCAAUGUAGAGUUGCUUGAUGCAUGUUAUGGAAAUUUAUAGCUUUUCAUUGUAAUGAUUUUCAAUAACAGGAAUUAUUCAUUUUAGAAAUCCAAAACAUAGCGAAGAUUUUUUUUAAAUAAAGCUCUUGGAUACAAUUGUAAAUGACUUUAAGUUUUUAAUUUUUUUAUACUAUGGCUAUAGUCGUUAAUCUUCCUCACA